Messenger RNA from Pseudomyrmex gracilis, 1958 nucleotides. It is a transcript of the gene Dip-C, whose product is annotated as xaa-Pro dipeptidase. Bases 245 to 1855 code for a protein of 536 amino acids. Lineage: Eukaryota; Metazoa; Arthropoda; Insecta; Hymenoptera; Formicidae. The transcript is spliced from 9 exons. Gene Ontology annotation, molecular function: manganese ion binding; metalloaminopeptidase activity. The record is from RefSeq and is a predicted model, not a curated record.
CCUCGGCUACCGUCGGCUGUCGUGGCGCACGUGUGCAUCCACAUGACGCGGUCUCUUGUCAAGUUUAUGGCGCAUCAAGUCGAACAAAGUGAUAACAAAGCUAGACAGUAAAGUCAGUUUUUCCAGUCAGAUUUCGCAGUGUCCACCUGAACAUCGUCGAUCAGCGGUGAACACAUUCGUCGUGGAUCGUGGAUCAAAGACAGCCGAAGAGCACUGUCACUGCUGUCAUACUGUAUGAGUAAACAUGGCGGAGAAUAAUGACGUGGGCUCAAACUUCGAAGAAAAGGGACCAUAUUUCUGGCGGUCCGGAAAAACGUUAAAAGUGCCUAUGACACUCUUUGCAAACAAUCGCAAGCGACUCGUCGAGCGACUUGUCGAACGAAUUGAAGAGAGCGAUAUUUCUCUCUCCGAGACUUUCGUCCUUUUGCAGGGUGGCGAAGAAAUUCCUUUUAAUGACACGGACGUAUCUUGGCCCUUUCGACAGGAAUCGUUCUUUCAAUGGUGUUUCGGAGUGGAAGAACCAGGAUGUUACGGCGGGAUCAACCUGGCAACCGGUGACGCGAUCCUGUUCGUGCCGAAUUUACCGCCUUCGUACGCGAUUUGGCAGGGCACACCGCCCACCUUGAAAGAUAUCGAAACGCGGUACGCCGUGAAGGAAGCUAAGUACAUCACGGAUAUCCAUAAAGUGCUGAAGGAAAAGGGAGCGAAACUCUUGCUCACGUUGCACGGCCAAAACAGCGACAGCGGCUUGUGGACGCGUGAAACAGUCUUCGAGGGUAUUGACGAUUUCCAAGUAAACAAAGACAUUUUGUAUCCGGAAAUAUGUGAGUGCCGAGUGAUAAAGUCUCCGGAGGAAAUUGAAGUAUUACGAUACGUGAUCAAGAUAAGUUGUGACGCGCACAAGUACGUGAUGCGCUCCGUGAAUCCUGGGAUUCCAGAAUAUAGAGCGGAGUCUUGGUUUUUGGAUUAUGUGUACAGAGAGGGAGGAUGCCGACACGUGUCUUACACAUGCAUCUGCGGAUCCGGACACAACGCCUCUAUACUGCAUUACGGUCACGCCGGUGCGCCGAAUAACAAAGUUAUAAAGCCUAAUGAUUUAUGCUUAUUCGAUAUGGGUGCCAACUAUUGCGGAUACGCGGCCGACAUCACGUGCACCUUCCCGGCCAAUGGUGUAUUCGACGAUCUUCAGACGACAAUCUACGAGGCUGUGCUGGAGGCGCGCAAUGCGGUAUUCUCAAAGGCAAAACCAGACGUUGCCUGGACAGAUUUGCAUCUUCUAGCUAACUUUACAUUACUGACAGAAUUAAAGCAAGGAGGACUAUUGACUGGCAGUGUCGAAGAAAUGAUGGCAGUAAAUCUGGCCGCUGUAUUUCAACCUCACGGUUUGGGCCAUUUGUUGGGGUUGGAUGUACACGAUGUCGGUGGAUAUUUAUCGGGUCAUCCCGAACGUCGUACUGAACCGGGAUUGAAGAAUCUGAGAACUGCACGGAAAUUGAAACCUGGAAUGGUUCUUACUGUGGAACCAGGCUGUUAUUUCAUAGAUUCCUUACUGCAAGAAGCUAUGGAGAAUCCUGCACUUUCAAAGUUUCUCGUGAGAGAUGAAAUAAACAUGUAUCGCGGUUUUGGUGUUAGGAUAGAGGACGAUGUUCUCGUAACGGAAACUGGGAUUGAAAAUUUAAGCGCGGAUCUUCCUCGCACCAUUAACGAGAUACAAGAAUUAAUGCAGUCUAGAUACAUAGAUCAGAAUUCGGAAUAUUUCGUGUCGGAGCAGGUUUCGUUAUGUAAGGACGAAAUAUAUUACAAUAUGCGGAACAAAGGCGGGGAUCAUAGUGAAGAAACAGACGAAAGUACGUAGGGACAUGAAAAUGAUGAUGAAAUGCACAUACAAACAAACAACGGACUACGUGAAAAUUGAAUGUUUCGAUAUUGUAAUCAAACAUUCACGCAAUUGUUAUACA